This is a messenger RNA of Fimicolochytrium jonesii, 408 nucleotides long. RefSeq lists its product as uncharacterized. The transcript has a single exon. Lineage: Eukaryota; Fungi; Chytridiomycota; Chytridiomycetes; Spizellomycetales; Powellomycetaceae. The record is from RefSeq and is a predicted model, not a curated record. Bases 1 to 408 code for a protein of 135 amino acids.
AUGUCCGCCGACAAGCGCCUAUACAUCUUCGAUCUAGACAACACCCUCUACCUCGGGAGAGCAGAACGACACCGCCGUCUGCAAUACGAACGCCGUCUCCUGCCCUUCCUCAACAACCUCGCCGCUCACGGUCACCUCCUCGCCGUAGCUACCUUCAACACAGACGCAGAGGUCCUCCUCCUGAACAUGGGCAUACGCUCCCUGUUUGACUCGGUCGUACAAACUGCCCGUGCCACAAAGAGUGAAAUGGUUUCGAGCAUAUGUUCCAAGUACCCCUACAUCCCGACGCACAAUGUUCACUACUAUGACGAUGACUACGACAGUGUGAUGGACGUUAGGGCGCUGGGGAUCAGGGCUACGAACGUCGCUCCGUUAACGGGAGUGCCCAUACCUACUGAACUAUCGUGA